Molecule: messenger RNA, 693 nt
Organism: Meloidogyne enterolobii
Lineage: Eukaryota; Metazoa; Nematoda; Chromadorea; Rhabditida; Meloidogynidae
Source: the annotation of a GenBank genome assembly
AUGUCAUCUAAAAAGCCAAAAGGUAAAUUUUUCGAUUCUGUUAGCGACAGCACAAUUGACUUGCAACAAUUAAAUAUUUCUGACAAUAAUAUUACAUCAGAAGAUACUAACAGUGAACAAACAAAAAUAGCUGAAACAGACAGAACAAUAUUAGAAACAAAUGGAGGAGUAUUAUCUCCAACACCUUCUCAAUUUAAAAUUUUAACAAUAGAGGGAAAUGGAAAUAAAAAGCCUAUUAAAUCUUCAAAUAAUUCAAAUGAUGAGGAUGAUGAUUGUUGGAAUAAUCCAAUGUUGAUAAUUGUUCAAUUUAUUUUUCAAUUAUUUUAUUUAACUUUGUCGAAUAUUCAAAAUGAUGAGCAAUUUAUUUUUGAAAAUCAAGGUUAUGGAUAUAUAAAUAUAAAAAGAAUUGAAUUUAAUAAUUAUUUAAAUAAAAAUAUUUUAAAAAUAAUUAUCGAAAUAACCAAUUCUGUCAGAGCAAUUUUUGUAGUUCCAAAUAAAGGAUAUAAAACACCAUAUUUUAAUAAAGGACAAUCAAAUAAAAAAAUUUAUUAUGUUGGGAAAUCAAAUUUUAGGGAUGGAAAUGCAGAAAUAAAUAUUGAAGAAGAUUUUGAUAAUAAUUAUAGAAAGGGAAUUGUUAUUUGUGGAAGAUUAAUAAAUAAAAGAAUUUUUGUGGUAAUUUGGAAAUUUAAAUAA